Rhagoletis pomonella (apple maggot) is the source of this 2123-nucleotide messenger RNA. RefSeq names its product cytochrome P450 4ae1 (gene Cyp4ae1). Bases 506 to 2026 code for a protein of 506 amino acids. The transcript has 7 exons. The record is from RefSeq and is a predicted model, not a curated record. Gene Ontology annotation, molecular function: heme binding; monooxygenase activity; iron ion binding. Lineage: Eukaryota; Metazoa; Arthropoda; Insecta; Diptera; Tephritidae.
UUUUACGCUCUCCCAUUCAACUCGAAAAGAAUUUUACAACCCAAAAGUUCUAUUAAAUUUUUAGUUUUUCUGCUGUGCAUUUGCCAGUUGUUGGUAGUCAGCUUAAGGUGUUUGUGCGGCAGCUUUUAGUGUACGAAUAAAAUAAAUUAAAAUAAAUAAAUCGAUUAUAUAUCACGCAAGACCGCUGCUACUUGCACUUUCGAUAGCGCAGAAGAAAAACGUGUUGCGCAAAAGUAGAGAAAAAAUAAAAUAAAAUACAUGAGUGAAAAUAUACAUACAUAACAAUAACAAAGUGACAACCAAUUUGCAAUAGCAAUAAAUUAAAAACCAGCAAUAUUUAGCUUACAGCUUAUUACCCGUCAUAGUUAUAACCAUGAAUACCACUAGCGGAGUUUAAGGCGUUAGACUAUGUACAACACCGUCAAUGCUGACUGCUGGCUGGUUUGAAAAGCAAAUGUUUUGAAAUAUUAAGAUAUUUAUUUGAAAAAAAAAAAACAGGAACAAAAUGUUUUUGGAGCUGUUGCUAGCGGCGCUGCUGUUCAUCUCUUUCUAUGACUAUUAUAUCCGUAUGCGUAAUCGAGAAUUCUACCAGCGUAUACCGUUAGUAUCGAAGAUACCGCUUGUGGGUUGUAUACUGGUGUUGGCGCGCUUUCAGCCGGAUAAUUUACAUCUGAAGUUUCAAGAGUUUGUAUCGCGUUUUGGUAAAAGCUUUUGUGCGCCUGUCCUACGCGGCUUAAUGGUCGUUACAGCCGAUCCACGCUAUGUCGAAGAGCUGCUCAGCAGUCAAAAGCACAUACAAAAGAAUCAACUCUAUUGGCUACUACGCGGCUGGUUGGGCAAUGGACUGCUGCUUAGCCAAGGACGCAAGUGGCAGACGAUGCGCAAAAUCAUCACGCCCGCCUUUCAUUUCAAGAUACUUGAACAAUUUGUAGACGUGUUUGAGCGGCAGAGUCGUGUUUUGGUGGAUAAACUAGCUGGAUUUGCGGAUGGCAAAACGCCGGUGGAUAUUUACCCAUAUAUGGGUCUAAUGACGCUCGAUGUUAUAGCAGAAACCGCCAUGGGCGUCUGUCUGAAUGCGCAGCAUGACUCAAAAUCGGAUUUUGUGCAAGCGGUGAAGGAUGUUACAAAUAUUGUUGCCACACGUUUCAUACGCCCCAUUUUGGCCUUUCCACGCUUUUUUAAACUACUCCGACCGCAACAGUACGAGAAGCAAAUGGAAGGUAUCGAAAUUAUGCAUCGUUUUACUGAAACAAUUAUUACGGAGCGGCGCAUGAUGUUACAAAAUAAAAGUAAUCUUAACACGGAAGUCGUGUCGACACAGACGGAAGAUAUCGGAUUGAAACCACGCUUGGCGUUACUGGACGUGCUAUUACAAGCCACAACCACCGAAGGGCAACCACUAACCGAUGACGAAAUACGCGAUGAGGUGAACACAUUCAUGUUUGAGGGCCACGACACUACCACAUCGGCCAUCUCUUUCUGUCUCUAUCUGCUCUCACGCCAUGCCGAUUGUCAGUGCGAGCUUUUCGAAGAGCUACGCGCCCACUUCGGCGAUGACACUACACGGCCUAUUAAGUAUUGCGAUCUGCAAAAUCUCAGCUACUUGAACUGUGUGAUUAAAGAAGCGUUGCGCAUCUAUCCACCCAUACCAGUUAUUGGACGUUGGCUUAAAGAAGAGCUGGUGUUGCCUGAUGUCACCUUACCACCUCGCACCAAUGUACUCAUACUGUUGUGGCAAAUCUUACGCGACCCUGAUGUGUACGACGAACCUGAACGUUUUUGGCCUCAACGUCAUUUGACGGCGAAUGCGCGGGCAAGCGCAUUUAGUCAUAUACCCUUCAGCGCAGGACCGCGCAAUUGCGUUGGACAGCGAUUUGCUCUAAACGAAAUGCGUGCUGUUAUUGUACAAGUUUUGCGAUAUUACGAGCUGCUGCCAAUGGGCCCACCAAUAGAACCGUCCAUUAAGAUUGUGUUACGCUCGAAAACAGGCGUAAAUAUUGGACUCCAGAGGCGUACAUAUGUGUAGAAAGUGAUGAUAAGUUAAGUGCAUGUGUACUUACAUACAUACAUGUGUCAAGUGACGAAAAAAGCAAUAAAAUGUGAUAUUUUCAGUUAUUUAUGAA